Rotaria socialis is the source of this 2505-nucleotide messenger RNA. The record is from the annotation of a GenBank genome assembly. Lineage: Eukaryota; Metazoa; Rotifera; Eurotatoria; Philodinida; Philodinidae.
AUGUUAAUUGGCAUAUUAUUUACUAUUGUUACACUUGUAACAGUAUCAGCUAGUGAUAGAGUUGCAGCUGAUACGAAUCAUUUAGAUGGUAAUUAUUAUAUGUUUAUACCCGAUACUGGUAACCAAUACGUUUUUAAUAUUUUCUUCUCACAUCCAUUCAAUCGUUAUGUUGUCACUGUAACCGCACAAACAUUGGCUUGGGCAACAGCAACAUUAAAUAUCGUUAAUGAUACUUCAGUAACUCUCGUUUGCGAUAAUGGUGAUACUUUACCGGGUAUAAUAACAUAUCCAACAGAUUUACCAUCGAUAUGUUGGCCAACAUCAAAAGAUUUCACUUGUUGGACUCGUCUUUUAUCAAAUGUAACACGUAUACACGUUGUUAAUAUGAACCAUUUAGAUGUUGGUUACAAUGGUAUUCCAGCUACUGGCUUUAUUAAUAAUAUUCUUAAUAUUUAUUUUCAUCAAUAUUUUCCUCGUGCAGCUAUUUUAGCUGAACAAAUACUUCAUAUAUCACCCAAGGAUUCAUUUAUAUAUACAACACAUCCAUGGUUACUUAGUAUGUUUUUUGAUUGUCCACCAAAUUUAGUUCUUGCUGGAAUCAAAUUACUAUGUCCGUCAAGUGAUGAACUGGCAUUAGUUGAAAGAGCAAUACGUCUUGGUGCUAUAACAUGGCAUGCUGGCGCUAUGAAUAUGCAAUACGAAUGGAUGAAUGAACAAGUACUAAAUCAAUCAUUAGAUUUAUCAGUUGCAUUAGCAAAACGUUUUAGUGUUCCUGUUCCAUGUGUUGUCAGUGUACGUGAUGUACCAGGAGUUCCAAUAGCAAUGAUUCGAUCACUAAAUCAAUAUUUUUCAGAACAUUGCUCAUCUAAACCUAUGGUUACAGUUGGAGUUAAUGCUGCGGUCACUGAUUAUGAUGUACCCAAUGGUUUAUUUCGAUGGGGAACAAGUCAAGAUUCUUAUGUAAUUGGAACAUGGCAUUCAUAUGGUUAUCCAAAUAAUCCUGGUUCAGUAUUUACAAAUCCAGGUGGUUUAUCUCUCGAUGAUAUUAUUAUUGUUCCACAAAUUGGAAUUGGUUUAGCAUUUGCAUUUCGUACUGAUAAUCAAGGUCCACCUAUGUCAAUUAGUGAAAUCCAUCAAAAUCAUGAAAUUCUUCGCCAAUCGUAUCCAGGCGCAGAAAUAAUUUCAUCAUCGCUUCAAAAUUUUCUUGAAGAUAUAUCGGGUGUAACUGAUGAACUUGCAUUAUUCGAUGGUGAUAUAUCUGAUUCGUGGUUACAAGGUAUUGGAUCAGAUCCAAAACGUGUCCAACAAUAUCAAGCAGUACAAAGAGCUUUAACUACUUGUUUUGAACGUAAUUUAUGUUCAAAGAACGACGAAGAAUUGAUUGAUGGUAGUCGAUAUCUAGUUAAAAUUCCUGAACAUACUUGGGGUUUACCAUCAGUUUAUGAUCAAGUCAAUUGGAGUAAUAAACAAUUUCAAACCGUUAUUAACACGCAAUCGUUCAAUAAUUGUCGACUCGCAUGGCUUGAACAACGAAAAUUUUUCGAUUUAUAUUUAGAUACAGUUCAUGAUCAUCCAGUGUAUAAUAUAAUACAACAAGAACUUAAUGCUGCAUUCAGUAAUGUAGCAAGACCAAAUUUAGCUCGUUUCAAGCCUGUUUCAUCAACAGAAACAUUCGUACUUUUUCGAGCUUCAUCAAAUCCACUUUCUGUUACAUUUGAUCAAAAUUUAGGCUCAAUUUCAAAUUUAACUCGAAGUGACAAACUUUUUUGGGCGGACGGAAAUUCUCAAUUAGCAACUUAUACUUACAUUACUUAUAAUGAAACUGAUUUCAAUCAAUUAUCAAUUACAUAUGGAAAUCCAGGUUAUGAUAAGCCAAAUUCUACAGCAAAUGCUAAUCCUGUUUCAAUGGUUUGGUUACCAAAAUUGCAACAAUUGUUUCGAUCCCGAACUGACGAAAACACUUUUCUUGCACAAUUAAAACUUGAUCCCAAUGCUGUUAAUUUAUACGGUGGUUUCAGUGAAAUAUGGCUAACAUAUACAUUUGCCGAUGAAACAACACUUGAACUUGAAUGGUUAGGUUUAAAUAAAACAGCGACACGUCUUGCUGAAGCAUCAAUGCUUAAAUUUUUACUUCCCAUGAAACCAUCUUGUUCAUUGGUUCAAUAUGAUACGAAAGUCGAUGUUCAACAAGCUGCUGGCAAAACUUCAUAUUAUCAACGAGGUGUUGAUUCAUUUUCAUGUCAAACAAGUUUAUCUUCAAAAUGUUUCGCUACUCUUCAUGUUAAAUCCUACGAUGCACCGAUCGCCUGUCCGAUCUUAAAUGGUAAAGAGCCAACAGCUCUCCCAUUUCCAGCACCAGGAAGUUCGCCACCAUUAGAUGGUAUGGCUUAUAAUUUACAUAACAAUGUCUGGAAUACGAAUUACAUUUAUUGGUAUCCACUGGUUUCUGGCGAUGAGUCAUGGCGAGCUCGAUUUUUAAUUAAUUUUGAUGGAUCAUGUAGUUAA